CCUGAGAGCUGGGCUCAAGGUUUUAGCCUCAUCACCAGGCACUCAUACCUCCCACACAGGAUCCUAAAGCACCGGGCAAGGGGUCAUCCUUGAAUAUUUGCUUUCUGUUCUUCUGGAUAGAGGUUUGGGGUUCUGAAACAAAGCUGUCCGUGGUCUAAACCCCCUGAAGCAGGAUGCCCCUCUGCUGCUGAGCACAUCUGGUGUGAAUGAUGAGGAUGGACUUUGCUAAUAGUCUCUUGUCAUGGCAGCCAGUUCGUAGCCAUCCCACCCCUGUCUGCCCUAAACUGGUAAAUGGCUGGGGGCCGGGAAGUGAGGAAUGAGGGCAUGAAGGGCCACCCAGUUGGAGAAUCCUGAGGAUGGCACAGAGGAAAUGCCCAAACUUAAAGGGAGAUCAUCCUUUGAGGGAACAGGAAAAAAAAAAAAGAAGAGGAAUAAUAAUAAUGAUGAUAAUGCUAAUAAUAUUAUGGGGCCAGGUGGUAGCACACCUGGUAGAAUGCACCCAUUAUAGGGCAUGAGGAUCCUGGUUCCCCCGGUCCCCACCUGCAGGGAGGGAGAAGCUUCACAAGCAGUGAAGCAGGUCUGCGGGUGUCUCUCUGUCUCUCUCCCUCUCUAUCUCCCCCUUCCCUCUCAAUGUUUCUCUGUCCUAUCAAAAUAAAAUAAAGAAUUAAGAUAACAAUAAUAAUUAUAAUGUAACAGGAACACCCCCACCCCCACCCAUUCCAAGAGCCUCAGGAGCCUGUGUUUUUUCUCCCUCUUCAGUUAACAUAUUCCAGAAGUGCUUAAAAUCCAUUUUUCUGUAUGAAGAAUAACUCAUGGUGCGGAUGGGGAGGUGGCUCUGCAGCAGAGUGCAGCUGCGCCCAUGAAACAUCCAUUCCAGCACUGCAGAGGCCAGAGUGGUGCUCUCCUCGCUCUUUCUUUGUAAUUAAAUAUGCACAUACUUAAAACAGGCAAGGAGCUGGCUCAGUGGUAGAGCAUAGGACUUGCUUACAUGCAAUCCCCAGUUCAAUCUUUGGAAUCAUAUAAGCCACAGUGACGCUACUACGGAUGUUCCUAUAAUUAAACAGAUAAAUAAAAGUAUAGAGUGAGUUAAAAAAAAAAAAAAAAAAACCUGAGCUCUCCAGUCCCACCGCCGCCACCGCACUGCCAUCAUGGACAACAGCCACGUGCAGCCCAUCAAACUGGCCAGGGUCACCAAAGUGCUGGGCCGGACCGGCUCGCAGGGACAGUGCACGCAGGUGCACGUGGAGUUCAUGGACAACGCCAGCCGCUCCAUCAUCCACAACAUCAAGGGUACCAUGCGUGAGGGCGACGUGCUCACGCUCCUGGAAUUGGAGCUAGAGGCCCACAGGCUGCGCUAGCCCCUCGCUUCCAGGUCCCAGAUGUCUGCUCUACCACUUGCCCUCACCAGGAUGACCUGCCACUAAACCUGUCAAUAAACCAUUUGUAUUAAAAAAUAAUAAUAAUAAUAAAACCUGAAAGGAGAGGCAAACCCUGCUGGAAUACUAGUCUUCGUUAAGUACUACAUGAGUGAGCAAGUGCGUUCAGAUGCAUAAACCCACUUUAGCAUCCCACAACCUUGGGUGACACUGUCAUCUGCCGCUUCUCCCCCCCCCCAAUAUUUAUUUUCAUGGGAGAAGAAUCAGAGCACUGCUGCUCAGCUCUGGCUUAUAGUGAUGGUGAUGGUAGGGAUCGAACCUGGAACCUCAGCACUUCAUGCUUGAAAAUCCUUUACAUAACCACUAUGCUAUCUCCCUGGCCCCAUCCACUUUGAACAGAAGAUGAAGAUGAGGCUCAGGGAAAAUAAAUGACUUGUCCAAGGUCAUGCUGCUGUUCCUCUGCAUCAUUUUGGUAGCUUUGUCUUUUUUUUUGCCUCCUUCACUGCUCCUAGAGGCCAUUUUCCCCCCUUUUGUUUCCCUUAUUAUAGCCUUGUUGUGGUUAUUAUUGUUAUUGUUGAUGUCAUUCGUUGUUGGAUAGGACAGAGAGAAAUGGAAAGAGGAGGGGAAGACAGAGGGGGAGAGAAAGACAGACACCUGUAGACCUGCUUCACUGCCCGUGAAGUGACUCCCCUGCAGGUGGGGAGCCAGGGGCUUGAACCGGGAUCCUUCUGCUGGUCCCUGCGCUUUGCGCCAUGUGCACUUAACCCGCUGCGCUACCUACCGCCUGACCCCUGGUAGCUUUGUGUUUUUAUAUAUGAUGUGUGAGCCUGUCUUUGAACAAUCCCUCUGUCUCAUUGGAAAGGCUACCCUCUCUCAAACAUAGGCAUGAGAGCAUGGCUGUGAGUGCAUUGGCAGAAGUCUGUGCCAGAUGCUAUGGGCACUUCCUUUGCUCAGUGACCCCCCCUUUCAAAGUGCUCUUCUC
Messenger RNA from Erinaceus europaeus (western European hedgehog), 2358 nucleotides. RefSeq names its product small ribosomal subunit protein eS28-like. The transcript has a single exon. Gene Ontology annotation, molecular function: structural constituent of ribosome. The record is from RefSeq and is a predicted model, not a curated record. Gene Ontology annotation, biological process: maturation of SSU-rRNA; translation; ribosomal small subunit assembly. NCBI's taxonomy places the organism in Eukaryota, Metazoa, Chordata, Mammalia, Eulipotyphla, Erinaceidae. Gene Ontology annotation, cellular component: cytosolic small ribosomal subunit; ribosome. The coding region runs from base 1149 to 1358 and encodes 69 amino acids.